This is a messenger RNA of Thalassophryne amazonica, 2253 nucleotides long. RefSeq names its product polymerase (DNA directed), alpha 2 (gene pola2). Bases 256 to 2058 code for a protein of 600 amino acids. Gene Ontology annotation, molecular function: DNA binding. Gene Ontology annotation, cellular component: alpha DNA polymerase:primase complex. NCBI's taxonomy places the organism in Eukaryota, Metazoa, Chordata, Actinopteri, Batrachoidiformes, Batrachoididae. The transcript is spliced from 18 exons. The record is from RefSeq and is a predicted model, not a curated record. Gene Ontology annotation, biological process: DNA replication; DNA replication initiation.
UUUCCGGCCGCCAGCGGAGCCGCCAUGCUUUCGCGGCAAAAUGAAAGGAAUAGUGAACAUGUUUUGAUAGUGUCCUGGUUUAUUUUGAGCUCUUUCUAGUUGCGUUAUCUGCGUUUCUUUAUGAGUCGCUUUGGUAAGAUAGUCGGAUCUGAAGUCUAAAGUGAGAUACACGCUAAGGUUCGCUGGUUGGUUAAAAAAAAAGUGUCACAACGUUGGACCUUUAUGGAAUUAUUUGCUGUCAUUAAACACUAAAUAAUGGCGACGGUCACUGCAGAAAGUAUAAGUUCAGAGCUACAGCUCUUUGGCAUAACCUGCGAUGAGGACUCCGUCCUGGAAAAGAUGGUGGAGCAGUGUAUCUAUAACAGUAUGCAGGUGGAUGACAUGGUGCAGGAGUGGGUGGCCUACAGCGUUACCAAAAGCAGACUGAAACUCACACUAGACACCCUGGAACAAUUUGAACACGAGGUUUUAAACAAGAAUAAAUCUAUACACAGCUUCAGAAAAGAAGAGACCUACAACAGAACCAGAGAUAUCCACUCACUGCAAGAAAUAAUUAGAGCUGAGGAAGAGGAGGAGAAUCUGUUGGAUUCCUACGUGACACCUGCAGAGGGCUCUCAGAAGCGAGCGCUGAGCACCCCUGAACAUCCUCGGUCCAAGAGGAGCACAACCCUCCUGUCCAGCCCGGGUCUGCUGCUGUCUCCUGCCAGCUUCUCUCCCAGUGUAACGCCCUCACAGAAGUACAGUCAGCGCAAAGGGAGAGGAGAGGUGGUGGCUACAUUUGGGGCUGUACAAGGCACUCGCUGGUUCGGCAGGAAGAGUCCAGACUCUGAGGUCCAGGUCGAGCUGCUGGAAGGGCCUGAAGAUACCCUCCACUGUAGCUACAAGUAUAUGUUCCAGAGGCUCCGCGAUGUGCGAAACGUUUUGACUGAGAAGAUUGAGGACCUAGGUGAGAGUUUAAGGUCUUACUUCAAAAUUGAAGAACUCUCUUCUGCAUCUUUGCCUGCUCAGGAUAGUAUAACUGUUCUGGGUCAGGUGUGCUGUGACAGUAAUGGAAAGCUGAAUACACAGUCUGUUGUGUUGGAGGUGGGACCAGAACAAGGUGGCCAGCAAGUACCAGUCGACCUCUCAGAGCUCAGAGAAUAUUCCCUAUUUCCUGGUCAGGUGGUAGUGAUGGAGGGGAUGAACACGACGGGGAGAAAACUGAUGGCUUCUAAAGUCUAUGAGGGAGUUCCUCUUCCCUUCUAUACCUCAGAGGUGAAACAUGAGAUGGCUGAAGAACCUGUGAAUGUCCUGGUAGCCUGCGGACCAUACACCCCCUCUGACAGCGUGAUCUUUGACCCGCUGCUGGACCUAAUCAGUAUCAUUGUCCGGGAUCAUCCUGAUGUCUGCGUGCUGAUGGGUCCAUUUGUUGAUUCUAAACAUGAACAAAUUGAGAAAGCCCAGGUGACAGAGACGUUUGACACCAUUUUUUCAAGAUGCAUUGACAUCAUUGUGGAAGGUACCAAAAGCGUUGGCUGUCACCUGGUGUUUGUUCCGUCUCAGAGAGACAUUCACCACCACUUCAUCUACCCCCAGCCACCGUUCACCCUGCCAAAUCUCAAGGACCAGGCUCAGCGGGUGACCUUGGUCCCUGACCCCUGCACCUUGCUUAUUGAUGGAGUAACCUUUGGUUUGACCUCUACUGACAUCUUGAUGCACAUGGGGGCAGAAGAAAUUAGCUGUGGUUCAGGAUCAGAUCGAUUCUCCCGCAUGCUGAAUCACAUUCUGACUCAGAAGAGCUACUACCCCCUGUACCCGCCUGCGGAGGAGGUGAACAUGGACUAUGAGAAGUUCCAUCUCUGCGGUCAGAUGCCUCUCACCCCAGACGUUCUAAUUAUUCCCUCUGAACUGCGCUACUUCGUCAAGGAUGUGAUCGGGUGUGUCUGCAUUAAUCCUGGACGACUGACUAAAUUCCAGGUGGGUGGGACCUACGGCAGGCUGCUCCUUCAGCGCAGCGUCCCUUCGGAGGACAGCAGGAGACUGAGCCCCUGUUUGGCUGCUCAGGUGGUGAAGAUUUAAGACACCGAGUUCAGCUUGCUGCAGUCGGGAUUUGUUCUUUUUUGGUAAUAUGGGCUGCCUCCUUUAAAGCCAGGCUGAUGUAAGAAACCGCUCCCUGCACUGUGGAAAUCAGCGGGAUGUUUGGUUUCUACGUUUUAAUUGCAGACUACACGUUGGGUUCUGUACUAUUCUCUGCACGAAACUCACUCAAACACA